AUGACCUCACUUAAGGCAUACGUUUAUUGUCAUCACCCAAAUGUCAUCUUCAUACAAGAGGCUUUUGUUGGACAUGCUCUAGGAACUGUAGCACCCUCCCUCAGUGGUUAUAUUUCUUAUGUUCAUCAUGUUAGGAAUGGGCUCAUCACUUACAUCCAUUCCUCUGUUCAGCACCGACUACUCCGUUCUUCUGAUGAUGACAGUACCACUUUUCAACUCCUGGAGGUUAAGCUGGGAGAAGGAAAGAUUCGUCUCUGCAACAUCUAUUCUGCUCCAGGAAGGAUAAAUAUUGAUACUCUGCCUUCUCCCAUGAACCACAGCAUAGUCUAUAUUGGUGAUUUUAAUGCUCAACACCCUGCUUUAGGUGGACGUUCCAACACUGUCAACUAUAGCGGCACACGACUCAUGAAAUUCAUGCAGCAUAACCAUCUAACUCGCUGGGAUACAGGAGGUGCCACACAUUCUCGAGGAGGCACCCUCGACCACAUACUCACCUACAGACUUGUUGCGUCUCAGGUCAGGUGCUCAUCUGUACCUGCUCUUUUCUCUGAUCACCUUGCCCUCAGCCUUCAAUACUCGAUUCCUUCUGUGAAUUCGUCUGCCUAUCAACGUACCCGGAUCAGUAUUCCCCCAAAGUAUUGUCCUAGCUAUAUCUCCUACAUGUCUGCUCUCAUCUUCAAGCUUGAUGUCACUUCUCCUGAGAAGUUAUACUCCUCUCUUGUUUCUUUAACACAUGAUUUUUAUAGCCACUAUGUUCGCAAGACAAACAUCAAGUGCCAGCCUGAAGCUCAUGAGUGGACGCUUGAUAGACGCAUCAAGGCAGCAGAGAGACAGGCCAUAGAGGAUAGCCAUGUCUAUCAGAUGGAUCCAACCCCAGACAACUUACAGCAGUACCAGACAUCCAGUAGUGCUCUUGUUGCCUUACAACAGUGUGUGUAUCGUGAUGCCUGGCAUGAUUUCACCAAUACCAUCAAUCAUCAGACAAGCAUAGGGUCCAUGUGCCAACUCAUCAAGAAGGUGGUAAAGAAAAAGAUGUCAAGUGCACUCCAUCACAGUCCAGUUAAAUAUGCCCAAGAUCUUGUUGAGAGCUGGUCACAGCAAUCUAGUGUUCAUAGCCUUCCUUCACAUAUACAAGAGCUGCUCUCUUCUCAGAAAACCCGUCGUGCUCUACACCUGUCAGCAGCCCUGCUAAGGAAAGAUGAGGAAGAAGACAUACCAAUAACAAAGGAUGAACUUCGUCGUGCUCUUGCUAGCGGUAGGGCAUCAGCCCCAGGUUGGACGAAGAGCCUCAUUGUACCUGUUCCUAAGCCUGGCACUGACAAGUUUAGACCAAUAUCCCUUACAUCAUGCUUCUGUAAAGUGCUGGAGCGUAUCCUCUUGAAUCGCCUUAUGUAUCGCCUUCAGGACAAACUAUCAUCCAGGUUAUAUGGAUUCCUGCCCCAACGCAGCACACACCAUUGUCUAUUGGAGCUUUACACUCGCCUCUCCUCUACAAGUCUUGUCGCAUUCAUUGACCUGAAAAGUGCCUUUGACAUUGCAAAUCCAGAUGUGAUCCUCGACCAGCUUGUGGACUUUGGUAUUAGUGGCAAUCUCUUGCGAUGGAUACGAGGGUACUUAAGCAACAGAUCAUCCUAUGUCCUCUUUAAAGGUGCCUGCAGCACACGUAAGUGCUUUGGCCUUGGGACUCCACAGGGAGGUGUCCUUAGCCCAUUUCUUUUCAAUAUCCUUAUGCACCGCCUCAUAUCCCAGCUCCCUGCCAUCCCAGGGACUACAAUUACGUGCUAUGCUGACGACAUCUGCAUUCACUCCAACUCACCAGAAGAUCUACAGCGCUUACUUCAUCUAUUUUACGAAUCUACCUCUUCAUGUGGCCUCAUCAUCUCUCCUGAAAAAAGUGGGAUCUUCUCUCUACUAAACCCACGAACACUACCUGAAUUUCUAGUGGGCCCCAGCAUUAUACCAUUCUGCGCACAGUAUCUUUACUUGGGUGCUCCAGCUCGAGUCCUUCCUACGAUACCAGCACGUCAACGUGUCCAUCCCAUUGUUCAGGAAUUACUGACACGGCUACAACGGCGCCUUGAACCCCUUCGCUGGUUAACCAACAAUGCUGCUGGGGUCUCCAUUCCUGUGGCCAGAAAUAUUUAUACAGCUUUUAUCCGUUCAGUAGUUGAUUACCUAUCUCCAACUCUUAGUCAACUCUCCAAGACAGCGCUAGAUCCCCUAGAAAAAUUUCAGAAAAAGGCAAUGCGCUGCAUUCUAGGAUGCCCAAUGUCCACAAGUAUUGCUAACAUGCAGCAGGAGCUUCAUCUCCUUCCUCUUGUGGAACGAAUCUAUGCCAAUGUAACAUUCUUUACUGUUAAGUGUCUCCACUCAUCCAGUCUUGCUCAACAUUAUGCAGGCCUUAUUAAUAUGUCUCUGGAUCCCAAUUCUCGUCCCCCACAACUCCGACCAGGUGGCUGUGCUGUUAUUAGGAAUGUUUGCCGAGACCUUAGAAGAUUGGACAUUAAUGUUCCCCAAGAGGAAGUUGACCAUGGUCCUCCCCCGUGGCAGAUUCCUCCUCUAGCAGUUUCCUACACUCCCACCUGUAGGAGGGACUUACCCUGCCAACAGAAACAACUAGCCCUAGAGACCAUUGACAAAGUAAGGUCUUCCAUUCCUGCCUCUCACACCCUCUACAUUGACGGUUCCUUACAAAUUGAUGGAACUGCAGGCUGUGCUGUCUUCUCUCCUACCAUGGAACCACCGUAUGGGGGAUGGACUGGACGCCGUCUGCAGGACUGGUCAAGCUCUACCUCCUGUGAACUGCAUGGGCUCCUAGAUGCUGUUAGCCUACUUCUACGGACCGGAAGUAAUGGACUAGUUAUUUGUGACUCGCAGUCUGCUCUUCGUGCCCUCUCCUCGCCAAAGCCUGAAGCCCGAGUAACAGCGAAUGAAGUUGUAGACCGUCUUGCCAAAGCUGCCUGUAGGUUUGUCUUACCUGCGGCUGACGUCUCGCCAGCAACCCUCUCCUACUACAAGCGGAGGAUACGUGCUUCCGCUCAUUUGUCAACCACCCGGCGCAGGAACGCCGAGCGGCCAGCGAGCGUAAGCAUCCAGCAUUACGACCACUUUGCCUCUCAUCCCUACAAAUACCGACGCCGCGGUCUGUUGGUAAGAAGACACAAUGUGGUGGCUGCCCGGCUCCGGUUAGGCUACAGACCAGUGUGGCAGGUGGGCGAGUCAGAGGACGUGCCCUAG
Molecule: messenger RNA, 3237 nt
Organism: Penaeus chinensis
Lineage: Eukaryota; Metazoa; Arthropoda; Malacostraca; Decapoda; Penaeidae
Exons: 3
Coding region: 1-3237 (1078 amino acids)
Molecular function (GO): nucleic acid binding; catalytic activity
Source: RefSeq, a predicted model, not a curated record